Messenger RNA from Tripterygium wilfordii, 3471 nucleotides. RefSeq lists its product as uncharacterized. The transcript has 4 exons. The record is from RefSeq and is a predicted model, not a curated record. Gene Ontology annotation, molecular function: nucleic acid binding; RNA-DNA hybrid ribonuclease activity. Lineage: Eukaryota; Viridiplantae; Streptophyta; Magnoliopsida; Celastrales; Celastraceae. The annotation marks the transcript as partial.
UUAAGAGCCAUGGAGGGUUUCAAUGCUGUAGGGAUGCUGAACCCAGCCAAUUUGUGCUUGGUGAAGAAUUUGAAUGUUCCACAUGACUUUGUACUACCAAAAUUCAGUUUGUUUGAUGGCACUGGAGUCCCUUUGGAUCAUUUAACGAUGUAUUGUCGGCGCAUGCAGCCAUAUGCAAGCGAUGAGAAAGUGUUGAUGCAUUAUUUCCAAGAUAGUCUGACUGGGGCAGCUCAAAGAUGGUUCAAUACCCUUAAUCCUUCGUCAGUAGCUUCGUGGGAGGAUUUGGCUGAAAUGUUUAUGAAGCAGUAUAAGCAUAACGAAGAAAAGAUCCCUACCAUUUACGAUCUGCAGAACACAGCAAUGAAAAGUGGGGAAAGCUUUAGGGAAUUUGCCCAUCGAUGGAGGGAUUUAGCAGCCCAGAUAAUUCCACCCCUUUCAGAAAAGGAUUUGUUGAACGCUUUCAUUGAUGCUCUCCAUGAGCCUUAUACUUCCAAUCUGGCGGGAGGCGGUCAUAGUAACUUAGCUGAUAUGAUACAAGCAGGGGAGCGAGUUGAACGAUGUAUGAAGAGAGGUACUCUGUAUUAUCCCACCCUUGAUAAAUCAGACCCAGCUAAAGCAAGUAAAGGCAAGAAGGCUGAACAGGAGUUCUUGAAAAUUAUUCGGCAGAGUGAGUACAUGAUAGUGGAUCAAUUGAAGAAAACCCCUGCAAAGAUUUCGAUCUUGGAGUUGAUAAUGAGUUCUGAACCGCAUCGACAAGUCUUGAUGAGAAUGUUAAAUCAGGCGUAUGUAUCAGACAAGAUUCCUACAGACUCUUUUAAUGGCAUUGUGGGAAAUGUGUUGGCCUCUCAUUUGUUGUCCUUUACUGAGGAUGAUAUUCCGCCUGAAGGGAUGGGGCACAACAAAGCUUUGCAUAUUUCAGCCAUGUGUCGUGGAAAGGAAUUAGCAAGUAUUUUGGUGGAUAAUGGGUCAUCGCUCAAUAUUUUACCAAAGGAGACUUUUGAAAAGUUGCCGAUUGACAGAUCUUAUUUAAGACCAGUGCCGAUGGUAGUAAGGGCAUUCGAUGGAACACGUAGAGAGAUUAUGGGAGAAAUUGAAAUACCUUUACAGGUUGCAAGCGUAACUUUCAAUGUACCAUUUGUGGUAAUGGAUAUCUCACCGACCUACAGUUGCCUGUUGGGACGACCUUGGAUUCACACUGCAGGAGCCGUUCCCUCAUCAUUGCAUCAGAUGCUCAAGUUUAUUCAUGAUGGAAGGGUUUAUAUAGUAAAAGGCCAGUCAGAAUGGAUGGUUGCUAGUUUGGAAAUUGAGAUUUUACCUGAAAUGUUAAGACAAGUCAAUCAAGAGGAGAAAAUAAUACAGCCACAUCAAGAGGUAACAGAAGUUGUUAAUUUGGGAACUGAAAUGGAGAAAAAGGAGGUUAAGGUAGGAGCUGCCUUCGAAGGAGAAAACAAGAAGAAAUUGAUAGAUUUGUUGCAUAAUUACCAGGAUGUCUUUGCAUGGUCUUAUCAGGAUAUGCCCGGUCUUGAUACAAGUAUUGUUGUUCACAAGUUGCCAUUGAUUCUAGAAUGUACCCUAGUGAAACAAAAGCUAAGGAGAUUGAAAGCAGAUAUGCUUUUGAAGAUAAGAGAUGAAGUGAAGAAGCAGUUCGAUGCUGGUUUUUUAGCAGUGGCUAGAUACCCUGAAUGGGUGGCAAAUAUUGUACCUGUUCCCAAGAAGGAUGGAAAAGUGCGGAUGUGUGUCGAUUAUAGAGAUCUCAAUCGUGCAAGACCGAAGGAUAAUUUUCCGCUUCCCCAUAUCGAUGUUUUAGUGGAUAAUACAGCUAGACAUUCAAAUUUCUCUUUCAUGGAUGGAUUUUCGGGUUACAAUCAGAUCAAGAUGGCACCAGAGGAUCGUGAGAAAACGACUUUUAUUACCCUCUGGGGAACCUUUUGCUAUAAAGUCAUGUCGUUUGGUUUGAAGAAUGCCGGUGCUACUUAUCAACGAGCCAUGGUCACUUUGUUUCAUGACAUGAUGCAUAGAGAAGUUGAAGUAUAUGUCGAUGAUAUGAUAGCAAAAUCCAAAGAAGGUGAAGAUCAUAUUGUGAAUCUCCAGAAGUUGUUUGAUCGAUUAAGGAAGCAUCAAUUGAAGUUGAAUCCAGCUAAGUGCACAUUUGGGGCGACCUCGGGGAAGUUAUUAGGUUUUAUUGUAAGCAGGAAAGGAAUUGAGGUAGAUCCUGAUAAAGUGAAGGCGAUCUUGGAGAUGCCACCCCCUCGGACAGAAAAGGAAGUUAGGGGUUUCUUGGGAAGGUUAAAUUACAUUGCCAGAUUCAUUUCACAGUUGACAGCUACUUGUGAACCUAUCUUUAAAUUGUUGCGUAAGAGUAAUUCUACUGAGUGGAACGAAGAUUGUCAGAUUGCAUUCGAAAAGAUCAAGCAAUACUUGAAAAGUCCUCCAGUGUUGAUGCCUCCUGUAGCGGGCAGGCCGCUUAUUCUCUAUUUGACUGUCUCGGAUAGUUCGAUGGGAUGUGUGCUUGGACAGCAUGAUUCAUCUGGAAGGAUAGAGCAUGUCAUUUAUUACUUAAGCAAGAAGUUUACUAGUUGUGAAGCAAAUUAUUCGAUGUUGGAGAAAACUUGUUGCUCUUUGGUUUGGGCUGCACAUCGGCUUAGACAAUACAUGCUUUAUCAUACAACGUGGUUGAUUUCCAAGAUGGAUCCUAUCAAAUACAUUUUUGAGAAACCUUCUCUUUCAGGGAGGAUAGCUAAAUGGCAGAUGUUGUUAUCAGAAUAUGAUAUUUUGUAUGUUACACAGAAGGCAAUCAAAGGGAGUGCGAUAGCAGAUUAUUUGGCAGAUGGAGCAAUUGAUGAUGCUCAGUCUAUGGAUUUGAAGUUUCCAGAUAUUGAUGUCAUGACUGUGUCGAUAGAAGAAGGGAAUCAGAAGGAUUUGGCAAAGUGGACUAUGUUGUUCGAUGGGGCUUCUAAUAUCAUGGGAUGUGGAAUUGGUGCAGUGUUAAUAUCACCCGAUGAGAAUAUUAUCCCGUUUACAGCUAAGUUGUAUUUCGAAUGUACUAACAAUGUGGCUGAGUAUGAAGCAUGUACGAUGGGAAUUCAAGUUGCUAUCGAUAUGGGGAUUAGGAGGCUACAGGUCUAUGGUGAUUCACAGUUGGUUAUUAGGCAAUUGAAUGAUGAGUGGGAAACUAAAGAUGACAAGCUCAUUCCAUAUUACCAACAUAUCAAAAAGUUAUUUAAGUUUUUUGAUUGGAUUGAGUUUGAUCAUAUCCCAAGAGAGGAGAAUCAAAUAGCGGAUGCUUUGGCGACUUUGACGGCAAUAUGGAUUCUGCCUGCGUUUGAUAUGAUCUUCUUGCUGGUUGCCGAUUGCGUUUGGCUGCUGUUUGGUUUGUAUGGUUGCUGGUUGCUGGCUGCGUUUGUAUGGUUGCUGGUUGCUGGUGGGUUGCGUUUGAUAGUUGAUAGUUGCUGGUUGCAUUUGAUAUGUUGA